AUGGCGGACAAGCUGGAGACUGAGGCCAAAACGGCCGCGACACUGGUUAAGAAAGGAUCGGCAGUAGCCAUCGCCCAAGAUGGUGGUGGGACUUCAAAGCUUGAGGUCUGGUCAACGGCAGCGCCGGCGGUCCGGAAAGAUCCCGAUUUGAUGUUUGCUCUUUGCUCUGUGGAGCCUGGUUCCACUGCAAGCAAGUUUAUGCUGAAGCAAAAACAGCCUCCCAGCGACGAAGUCUUCGAAGCUACUGCCAGUCAAGUGUUUAAUGCCAACACAAACUUGGAUCCCAUGACAUACAGUGACGUCGGGACUAUCCCGCAUCAGAACAUCCCGUGUGUCUUGGAUUUUCUGCGGAUCCGCUUUAUGAACAACGCUAUGUAUACGGCUGUGGAGCCGCUAAUUGUGGCCAUCAAUCCUUUUCAAGAUCUUCACAACGGGACUGCUGAGGUUAUCGCUCAAUACCGUGAUGCAGCUGACUCUGACAAGCUGCCUCCACACAUUUUUCAGAUAUCGCGGCGGGCCGUUGACAAUCUCCAUGGAGUGAGAAAGAGCCAAACCAUUGUGGUUUCCGGAGAAUCUGGAGCCGGAAAGACGGAGACUACGAAGCAGCUGAUGAAGUACUUCGCCAGUGCAAGGUCAGGAAACUUAGACGCGCGCAUCCAGCAGGCCAUCAUGGCAGCAAAUCCAGUGCUCGAGGUGAAUCAAGGCACUGUCGGGGCACUUUCGCUGCAUGCUGCCGUUGAAGCGCUGUUUAUGAAGAGUAAGAAGUUUUUUGUUUUUCGCUUCUGCUCUGGAUGUCAACAGGCUUUCGGCAAUGCGAAGACCGUCCGGAACAAUAAUAGCAGUCGUUUUGGACGUUUCAUGCAAUUAGAUGUGGCGAAGGGAGGUGGCAUUCGUUACGGCUCUGUCCUCGCUUUUCUUUUGGAGAAGAGCCGAAUCCUGACCCAAGAUCGGAAUGAGCGCUCCUACCAUAUCUUCUAUCAAAUGCUCAAGGGGAGCUCUCCACAAAUGAAGGAGCGCUACAAGCUGUUGAGCUGCAGCAAGUAUAAGUUUCUCAACCCACACUGUAUCGAUGCUCCUGGAGUCGAUGACCUUGAAGAAUUUGAAGCUGUAGUGAAGGCGUUUGAGUCCAUGGGCUUGAAGGAGGAGCAGCGCCACACCAUAUGGUCCGUUGUGUCAGGGGUGUUGCUUCUGGGAAACGUGACAACAGCUGGCAAGAAGGAGGGCGGGGUUGACAACGCUGCAGUAAUAGCUGGCGAAAGUUUACGCGUUCUCAAGGACGCCUGUGACCUUCUGUUUUUGGAUGGAGAUCGCAUUCUGACGGAGCUAACUGUCAAGGUUACCUACGCUGGCAGCAACAAGAUCGAAGGACGAUGGACAGCCGAGGACUCAGACACGCUCCGUGGCUCUCUAGCGAAAGCGGUAUACGAGAAGUUGUUUCUGUGGAUUAUCCAAGCUCUCAACUCCACAAUAGAGCCCCAGGGGGGAUUCCAGACAUUUAUGGGACUCUUAGAUAUUUUCGGCUUUGAAGUAUUCCAGAACAACUCUCUUGAGCAGCUGUUUAUUAACAUCACGAAUGAAAUGCUUCAGAGUACAUUUACAGAAGUGGUUUUUGCAAGAGAGAGUGCUCUUUAUAAGAGCGAAGGCAUUACGGCGAAGGAUAUUGAGUUCACGGCCAACACUGACGUCAUAAGCGUAUUGAUUGAUAAGGGAAAUUCCGUCCUCAGUGUUCUGGAAGACCAGUGCUUGGCGCCUGGGGGCAGCGAUGAAAAACUUGUCAGCGCGUGCUGCACGAAGCUUAAAUCCUGCCCAAGAUUUGUGCCGGCCAAGCUUGACGCUCAGAGCUCUUUCUUUGUAAAGCACACCAUUGGAACAAUCAAAUACAAUGCGCAGGGAUUUAUAUUUAAGAACAAGGACGUUCUGCGCCCUGAAAUGGUUGAAGUUGUGCAGGCUUCGAGAAACUCAGUUGUGCGGGCUCUUUUUGAAGGGGUGAAAGUUGAAAGAGGGAAGAUGGCGAAAGGGUCUCUGAUCGGCUCGCAGUUCUUAGCGCAGCUGAAUAAGUUAAUGUCACUGAUUGGCUCAACAGAAUCUCACUUCAUCAGGUGUGUAAAGCCCAACGAGGAGAAGAAGCCUCUCUUGUGGAUCCAGAGCAAAGUGCUCAUUCAGUUGCAUGCACUCUCAAUUAUCGAAGCUUUGCAGCUUCGUCAGCUUGGAUAUUCGUAUCGGCGUCAGUUCCAGGAAUUUGUUGAACAGUUCCAGUUCAUCGACAUUAGUGCGGCUAAACAGACGGACAAGAAGGCUGCCACGCAAGCAAUACUUGCCUCGGCGAAUCUGGAGAGCGGUAUGCUACCCCGUACAUUGCUGUCGUGA
Eimeria necatrix is the source of this 2367-nucleotide messenger RNA. Its product is annotated as myosin A, putative. Gene Ontology annotation, biological process: vesicle transport along actin filament; actin filament organization. Gene Ontology annotation, molecular function: microfilament motor activity; ATP binding; actin filament binding. Gene Ontology annotation, cellular component: actin cytoskeleton; cytoplasm; myosin complex. The record is from RefSeq and is a predicted model, not a curated record. NCBI's taxonomy places the organism in Eukaryota, Apicomplexa, Conoidasida, Eucoccidiorida, Eimeriidae. Bases 1 to 2367 code for a protein of 788 amino acids. The transcript has 13 exons.